AUGCUGCAGGCGGCUGCGUGGAUGGAGUGCGUCAAGCAGUGUGCAAUGACCGACAACACGCCCCUCACAAAGGCGGAGGUUCGACUGCUGACUCGGUGGAGGAAACAGCAGGCUGCCGCGUUUUAUCGCUGGACACAACGCGACAAAGCGAUGCACUCGCAGUCCCAACAACACGCGCGUGCCGUCAACCUCAAGCGCAUCCAAGGAGCUCGUGACUUCCUCGGCAUCGGUGUCCGGGAUCAGCGGAUGAAUGAUCCGACAAUGACGGAGGAUUUCCUGAAGCACUUCCUCUCCUUCAGAGAGCGGAAGAUGAACGAGAGUGCGUGCAUGCGUGUGUUGUUGUUGUUGUUGUUGUUGUUGUUGUUGUUGUUGUUGUUGUUGUUGUUGUUGUUGUUGUUGUUGUUGUUGUUGUUGUUGUUGUUGCUGCUACUGCUGCUACUUGCACUGUCAAGUUGA
Messenger RNA from Salpingoeca rosetta, 456 nucleotides. RefSeq lists its product as uncharacterized. NCBI's taxonomy places the organism in Eukaryota, Choanoflagellata, Craspedida, Salpingoecidae. The coding region runs from base 1 to 456 and encodes 151 amino acids. The transcript is spliced from 6 exons. The record is from RefSeq and is a predicted model, not a curated record.